UCGAAACAGAGUAUAAUAUAAUAAAUAGCUUGAACAGUUUGUUGUCAUUCAAGAUAUUGGCAAUAAAUCGUUAUUACAAGAUCACUAGUUUGGAGACUUGCCUUGAAGUGUUGCAGCUUCAUUUGAAGGAUGAUUCCGCCCGUAGAUUCUUUGUUAAAGUAUGAUAACCCAGUAUUAGUGAGCAAGAACACUGAAAAGAAAACACCCAAGUCUCGUCCUUUGAAGGUAAGUCCACAGCAGCCAGCAUCAUCUGGUCCAGUUCCAUCACCACCCAAACCAAAGACACCUCCACUCGAUGGAAGCAAACAGCAGACUGAGGAAAUUCUAAAUGCAAUUUUGCCACCAAGAGAAAUUCUUUUGGAAAAUGGACAGCUGUGGAUUCAGCAAGUCUCCAGCACUCCCAGCACUCGUAUGGAUGUGGUUCACUUACAAGAACAACUAGAUCUGAAGUUACAGCAUAGGCAAGCAAGAGAGACUGGGAUCUGUCCUGUCCGAAGGGAACUCUACUCACAGACCUUUGAUGAGCUUAUCCGACAAGUCACCAUUAACUGUGCUGAACGUGGUCUGCUUUUACUUCGAGUAAGGGAUGAAAUUCGAAUGACAAUUGCUGCAUAUCAGACUUUAUAUGAGAGCAGUGUUGCCUUUGGAAUGAGGAAAGCUUUGCAGGCAGAACAAGGCAAAUCUGAUAUGGAGAAAAGGAUUUUAGACUUAGAAAAUGAAAAGAAGGACCUUGAGAGACAAGUCAAUGAACAGAAGGCAAAAUGUGAAGCCAUUGAAAAACGAGAGGCUGAGAGGAGACAAGUUGAAGAGAAAAAACAUGCUGAAGAAAUCCAGUUCCUUAAACGAACUAAUCAGCAGUUAAAGGCACAACUGGAAGGUAUUAUUGCCCCGAAGAAAUGAAGACUUGUCUUUUCUGGACUGACCCUGAGUGCAUAUGUGCCUUAGAUUCCACAGCUGAAAUUUAUAUUUUGUAAGCACUGAUUGCAGAACAAAAUAAUAGUAUUACAUGUUUAAUCCUUUCAAUGUUUUAAAAGAGUUCCAAAAUAAAUUUAUUUUACAAAGUUUCA
Molecule: messenger RNA, 1067 nt
Organism: Protopterus annectens (West African lungfish)
Lineage: Eukaryota; Metazoa; Chordata; Ceratodontiformes; Protopteridae
Gene: DNALI1
Product: dynein axonemal light intermediate chain 1
Exons: 6
Coding region: 130-900 (256 amino acids)
Cellular component (GO): axoneme; filopodium
Molecular function (GO): dynein heavy chain binding
Source: RefSeq, a predicted model, not a curated record